GAUCCGCACAGUGCCAAUGGCUUCAGCCGGCCUGGAGAUCCUGGGGAUGAUCCUGACCGUUGCGGGCUGGCUGGGCAUCAUGGUCGCCUGCUGCUUGCCCAUGUGGCGGGUAGCGGCCUACGUAGGCCAGAACAUCGUAAUCACGCAGAUCGUUUGGGAAGGUUUGUGGAUGAGCUGUGUGGUGCAAAGCACAGGACAGAUGCACUGCCGAGUCUAUGACUCAAUGCUGGGGCUUCCGGAUGACCUUCAAGCUGCCCGCGCUAUCACUGUUGUGAGUACGCUACUAGGCGUGGUGGGCAUGGUGCUGUCGGUGGCUGGUGCGAAGUGCACAAACUGCACCUCAGACCGAGCAAGCAAGCCCCGCAUCAUGAUGGCAGCUGGUGGGACGUUCAUAAUGUGUGGGCUGCUAUUAUUAGUGGCCGUCUGUUGGACAGCCAGCGGUAUUAUCCAUGAUUUUCGCAACCCGCUCAUGGAGGAGACGCAAAAGAGGGAGUUCGGGAACUCAUUGUACUUUGGAUGGGGUGCGUCCUGCCUGUUGAUUCUAGGGGGAGCUAUUUUGUCUUGUUCCUGCUCCUCAAAAUCACAGAACAAUGCCGUACCUACAAGAGUGGACUACUCAGGGGUCAAAUCUAUCUCUGUUAAUGGAUAUGACAGGAGGGACUAUGUUUGAGGGCUCAGAAUCUUUGCACAUUUAAGACCUUCAGAGUAAAGCCAACACAUCUGCUAAAUGAAGGCAAUGCGUAUUUAAAGAUCAAUAACACAUUCAACUUUGAUGCUGGAUUUUGAUUAAAAAAAAUAAAAACAUUUUAAACGUUACUAAAUUUGGUUUGAUUUCUCUGA
Messenger RNA from Xyrauchen texanus (razorback sucker), 840 nucleotides. RefSeq names its product claudin-4-like. Gene Ontology annotation, molecular function: structural molecule activity. The record is from RefSeq and is a predicted model, not a curated record. Lineage: Eukaryota; Metazoa; Chordata; Actinopteri; Cypriniformes; Catostomidae. Gene Ontology annotation, cellular component: bicellular tight junction; plasma membrane. Bases 17 to 670 code for a protein of 217 amino acids. Gene Ontology annotation, biological process: bicellular tight junction assembly; cell adhesion. The transcript has a single exon.